UUUUUUCAUUUUUCAUUUCCUGGAAAAGCUUUGCACGGGAAAACCCCUUUUUCUUUCCCUGCUCACAAUCCCUAAAAAAUUCCUCUCCCUUCGCGCUUUCAUCUUCUUGCAUCUCUGCUGCUGCACAAAAAUUUCUCAAUUUAUCGAUUGCGGAAGCUGUUACCGUUCCUGUCCGCACAAGGAUCUGUAAAUAUUAUCCCCCCGUGUUUACCAGUAGCAUAUCUGGAUUUCUUCGGCGUCAAUUUCGGAACCCCGGCAAAGAUGUCGGGUGUGUCGGAGGCAACCGGCAGCCGUGAGCCGUUCGCGGUUGCUAGGCCGGUGUCCCAGGUGCCGCAGCUGCAAAAUUCUGGGGUUUCUUCUCAGCUAGAUCAGCAAAUGGGAAUGUCCUAUCACGGCGGCGACGGUGGCUACAUGCCUGUCGGAUCUUCGCCGCCGUAUCAGUCAAUCACUGCCGGCUCCAACAGGGAAGCCGUGAAUCUAAACUCCACUGAGCCUAGGCGGAAGAGGGGCCGGCCAAGGAAGUACGGGCCAGACGGGGGUAUGGCAAUGGCCAUGGCUUCCCCCCAGCAGCAACCUGCAAACAUGGGUUCCCAACAGUCCCUGAAUUUCUCUCCUCCGUUGGAGCCGCAGGCGAAAUCAGCAACGCCUGCAGGGAAGAAGCCCCGGGGCAGACCGCCUGGCUCGACUAACAAGAAGAAGCUAAUUCAACCUUUGGGCACGAAUGGACUGGCAUUUACACCUCAUGUUAUCAGUGUGAAUGCAGGAGAGGAUAUUUCUUCAAAAAUAAUGGCAUUUUCUCAUGAUGGUCCGAGGUCAAUUUGUAUCCUAUCUGCAAACGGUGUCGUAUCAAAUGUGACUCUGCGCCAACCGGCAGCUUCGGGUGGAACUGCUACCUUCAAGGGCCGCUAUGACCUCUUGAACCUGUCGGGAUCGUAUAUGCUUUCCGAUGUAGAUGGGCAGAAAAGCAGGGUCGGUGGAUUAAGCACAACAUUAGCAGGACCCGACGGAAGGAUCGUCGGCGGUUGUGUGGCUGGUAUGCUAACUGCAGGUGGCCCCGUGCAGGUUGUUGUCGGAAGCUUUGUGGACAACCGGAAAGAGCUGAAAUCAAGAACCCAGACGGACCCUUCCUCCGCCGCCCGUCCCCUAACAAUCGUCGGCGCCGGAAACGGCGGCGGAGGUGGCGGUGGCGGCGGCGGCGGCAGCAGCUCACCGUCACGUGGCACCUUCAGCGAAUCCUCCGGAGGACCUUCGAGCCCGCUGAAUCUAAUCUCGGGUACGUUUCAUAACCUCCAUCCUCAAGUCAUGCCGUGGAAAUGAUACGAUCGGAUCUGUGAUCUUCGAUGCGCUGUGUAAUUCCCUGUUAAUCGUUAGUUUCGACUCGUGAAUGUAACUGAAAAGCGGCCGCCCGCUUCGCCGUCUACCUCUCUCUUGACUUCUUUCUACUAUCGGAAUAAGAAUCGAACUGAACCGAAUCGAAUCGAGUCAGUGUUAUUGUGGAAGGCUUUUGAUGUUUGUUCCAUAGUUAGGUUCCUGAGGAAUGGAGAUUUUAUUAGUUUCCGGCAUUGGUGUUUUUACCUGUUUCGUCUGAUCUAUUUCUUGCAGUGAAUUUCAGAACUUUUUAUUUGA
This is a messenger RNA of Andrographis paniculata, 1626 nucleotides long. Its product is annotated as AT-hook motif nuclear-localized protein 10-like. The transcript is spliced from 6 exons. The record is from RefSeq and is a predicted model, not a curated record. Gene Ontology annotation, molecular function: minor groove of adenine-thymine-rich DNA binding. Lineage: Eukaryota; Viridiplantae; Streptophyta; Magnoliopsida; Lamiales; Acanthaceae. The coding region runs from base 262 to 1317 and encodes 351 amino acids.